This is a messenger RNA of Blastomyces gilchristii SLH14081, 246 nucleotides long. RefSeq lists its product as uncharacterized. Lineage: Eukaryota; Fungi; Ascomycota; Eurotiomycetes; Onygenales; Ajellomycetaceae. The coding region runs from base 1 to 246 and encodes 81 amino acids. The transcript has a single exon. The record is from RefSeq and is a predicted model, not a curated record.
AUGAUUCAGAAUAUUGAGAAGACCGCCCUGCUCUCUGAGCGUGUCAAUCUGCUUGCUACUGAGAUGGAACCUGAGACAGCAGACCAGAAAAUAUGGGAUUUUAAGAUGCAGGUUGACCUGGCUGAGAAGAAGCAGCAGAAACCCUCUUCUGAGAAGGCAGUGAAGAGAGAUUUUGAGAUGAUUAUCAUCUCAGAUGAGAAGGAGAAGAAGAAGAAGAAGAAGAAGAAGAAGAAGAAUGAGAAGUGA